Messenger RNA from Schizophyllum commune H4-8, 508 nucleotides. Its product is annotated as bola-like protein. NCBI's taxonomy places the organism in Eukaryota, Fungi, Basidiomycota, Agaricomycetes, Agaricales, Schizophyllaceae. Gene Ontology annotation, biological process: intracellular iron ion homeostasis. Gene Ontology annotation, molecular function: 2 iron, 2 sulfur cluster binding. The transcript is spliced from 4 exons. Gene Ontology annotation, cellular component: nucleus; cytosol. The record is from RefSeq and is a predicted model, not a curated record. The coding region runs from base 104 to 367 and encodes 87 amino acids.
CGCUUCUCAUCUUAUCAGAUUCACCCGCGACGCGCUGCUCUUCCAGUUCACCCAGAUUCUCCCCUGCGUUAGCAAACAGUGCCAAGACUAAUUCACUGCUGCAAUGGCCAUAGACACUACACAGCUCGAAGCUGCCAUCAGAAAUGCGAUUCCAGUCGCGCACCUGGAGAUCGAGGACCAGUCGAGCGGAUGCGGGGAGAGUUACGCGAUCAUCCUCGUUAGUCCUGCCUUCGAAGGGAAGAACACCCUCGCACGGCACCGCAUGGUGAACGAGAUGUUGAAGAACGAAAUAGCGCAGAUGCAUGCAUUCUCGCAGAAAACCUUUACCCCGGCGCAGUACCAGACCUACCUCGCGAGUAGGGGAUAGCAAGCUACCCCUCCCUCCCUCGUCCCGUCUCGUCCCCAGUCAAGUCAAAGAAAUUACGAUGGAUACCCCAUGUUGUAUGUACAAACUACCGUGUAGCACCUACCCUAUAGACGUAUCAUGCACUAAUGCAACUUCAUAACC